CUUAAUUUAUUUAAUUAAUUCAUCAUGUCUGAUUUUACUGGUAAAUAUAAACUACAAUCGGCCACCAAUACCGAGGCAUUUUUGAAGGAGCUUGGCUUGCCCGACGAGUUUGUCGCUAAGGCCAAGGAUGUUAAGCCGGAACUGGAGAUUAGCCUAACCGGUGACGAGUAUACCAUCAAAACUGUGACACCUAACCGAACCCAUGAAAUCAAGUUCAAAUUGGGCGAAGAGUUUGAUGACCAGUUGCCCGACGGACGCAAGUUUAAGACUACAGUGACCAUCGAGGGUAACAAGUUGACCCAGGUCAAUCGUGGCGAUACCAAAACGGUUACAUUUGUACGGGAGCUCAAUGGCGAUGAACUCAAUGUUACCGGAACGGUAGGUUCGGUUACCACUGUUGGUGUCUAUGCCAGACAAUAGACAACCAUUUUUUUGGGAUAUAUACACAUAGUAUAUACCUAUAUACUAUAUAUAUAUACUAAAUAUAUAUAUAGCGGUAUAUACAGUAUAUAUUAAUCAAUAAUAAUAUUAUUUGAAAAUAAAACCAUAAUAUAAAAACACAAUUUUGAUUUGAAAUAAUUUAAUUAAAA
Messenger RNA from Oppia nitens, 590 nucleotides. Its product is annotated as fatty acid-binding protein-like. Gene Ontology annotation, biological process: fatty acid transport. The record is from RefSeq and is a predicted model, not a curated record. Gene Ontology annotation, molecular function: fatty acid binding. The coding region runs from base 25 to 420 and encodes 131 amino acids. The transcript has 3 exons. Lineage: Eukaryota; Metazoa; Arthropoda; Arachnida; Sarcoptiformes; Oppiidae. Gene Ontology annotation, cellular component: cytosol; nucleus.